Molecule: messenger RNA, 840 nt
Organism: Rotaria sp. Silwood2
Lineage: Eukaryota; Metazoa; Rotifera; Eurotatoria; Philodinida; Philodinidae
Source: the annotation of a GenBank genome assembly
AUGACACAAUAUAUCCCACGUGGUAAUCGUUUUCAUCCACGAGAAAUUGUAGGUGUGACAUUCGUUGUUAAUCAUUGGUCUAAUAGAUCCGAAUGGCUCACUGAUGGCGAUCCUUUUAGUCGUGGACAUCAAUAUAAUCAUCAUAUGUGGUAUUCUCUUCCGUGGACAUUUGAUGAGUUCUUUCACGAAUAUAUUCCAAAACAAUGGAUCACUAAAAUAGAAGUGUUUGAAAAACCAAUAACACUGAUGAGAGUUGAUCAAUCAUCUCUUCGGACUCUACAUGCAGCAGGUCAAAUAUUGGCAUCACCUAUAUUCUCUUUACCUCAUGUAGCAUUAUCCGAUUGUAUUGAAACGUUGCAUUUGUCCUAUUAUAAUAAACCUAUCAAUAUACAAUUAUCCUCUCUUCGCAAUAUAACUCUGGUCAACAGCAUCAAUUGUUUGAAUUAUUGUUCUGCAUUUCCACCAACUAUUCAUUCUAUUCGUAUUCUGCUUUUUUAUUAUCUUCCUAACUAUAUGCUACCAAACUGCCCAGUGAUUUUGGAUUCACUUUCAAAGUUGCCACAAUUGAGUUCGUUACGUAUAUUUAUGUAUGACUUGAUAAAAACUGUCGAUAAUAAAAGUUGUCAAAUGAUCGCAAACAUGGCAUCGAAAUUCAGUGAUUUUGGCUUUUGCUUUCGAUAUAAAUUCGACUUGCAAAGUGAUAGCGAAUUCGACGCUGUAUUUAAAGAUCAUCCAAAAUUUAUUAAGCAAUUAUGUGAUCGAAUACUUAAGUUAUCUCCGGACAAGCAACCUUGUUAUCCAAUUGAAGAUGAGGGUUGUGGACUCACAAUGUGGUUUUGA